UUGUGAUGUUGAGAAGAUGGAGAACGAAGUUAGCACCUUCACUUUAGCUUCUUUCUCGUCGUCUGAUCAGGAGAAAACAGUAGAUCUACAGGCGGAGCACAACGGCGGAGGCUUCAUCUGUGUCCCCGUGUCGUUUGUGAACCACAUCGCUGCCGGGGCGGAUGGUACCGCUGAGUUACAGGCAACAAGUCAGUCCCAGCUGCUGAACCAGACGUCCAUCGUCAGUACCCAGCCCACCACCCUCCUCAGCAUCCAGGUGGAGAACAUCCACCAGCAGCUGACCAGCGGGUCAUCUGAGGACAGCGGCGUGUCCAGUACCUCCGCACAGCUGCUCGAUGGACAGCAGGACCAGAUCAACCAGCCAACAAAUGAGGAACCAAAGAAGAGGAAAGGUGGAUGGCCCAAAGGGAAGAAGAGGAAAAAGGAAACAAGAGACAGCAAUGCACCAAAGGCACCUGUAACUGGGUAUGUACUGUACUUGACUGAGCAGAGAGAGAAGUUGAAGGUGGAACAUCCUGAGCUUCCCUUCACAGAGAUGACCAGACUUCUGGGCAGCAGGUGGUCAGCACUUUCUCAGGAAGACAAGCAGAAAUACCUGGAUGCAGCAGAGGAGGAUAAGCGGAGAUACAUCGAGGAACUGAAGGCUUACCAGCAGUCAGAGGCCUACCAGUCAUGGCUCAAACGUCAAGCAGCCAAGAAGUUAAAAUGUUUAGUAGAUGUAGAAACUAUAGAUGGAGAGGUGGACUCUAUUGUGUUAGACUUAGAGGACGACCCCAGUGACCUGUACUGUAAAACAUGUAACCAGUACUUCAGCUCUCUGCACAACAAGAAGGAACACAUGUACGGCAAACAGCACCUGCAGAUGCUUACAGGUGAGUUUGAGCGGGAGGCAGAGCUGACUAAGCAGGAGGAGGACCGGCUCCUGUCAGCGACAGUGGAGGAGCCGGAGUGUCUGGACAGGACUGCCUUCCUGGAGCGCUACAAGGGACCCAACAGUGCCGAGAACCUCAAAAUGGACAUCAUAGAGGCCAACACAUUAAGAGAAAUGGAGAUUGGAGAGUUGAGAAGAUCCCUGGAGAUUUCCCGUGAGAGGCACUUACAACUACAGAAGCAGGCACAAGUUUAUAAGCUAAGACUCCAGAAAGUGGAGUCAGAGGUGGAAAACAUGAAGGCAUAUGGAGCGUCAUUAGCCACACAGCUUGACGGACUACGGAUGGUGCCAACUCUGUUUGGAGUCAUUAACUUUUAACCACUACAAAGUGUGAACCCAAUAUUGUACAGUUUGUUGUAGAAAUGUCCAUUACUUUGUAUAUAUACACAUGUAUCAACAAUAGCUCCUGUGGCCCAAUAGGUCUAUCAGGAGAUACUUGAUUUUUCUUACUUACAUAUCAAUUCAGAUACUCAUUUACAUACAUUGCACCAGUUACACUUGUCAGAAUCAUUCUGAGUAACUGAUGAAUGGUAGUGGAUGAUAUCAGAAAUGUCUGACUCUUUAGAGCAUUCAUGAAGUUUCAUAGCAAGUAAUGUUCUAGUACCUGGAUUCCUAACCUUCAUCAAUGUGUCCAUUGCAUAGCUAUUGUUAGAGCAGAACUUCAGUCUGCAGUGGAGAACUCCAACCCAUGCAGGGGUCCCAGAGGGGGAGGGGGUGGUGUGAAAAUGGGGAAAAAUUACAUCACCAGGGCUCCGAAGAUUUCAUCUAAAAACUGCCAACAAGACAUGAUGACAUGCUAUAAACCUUUAAACUAUUUGCAUAUUAGAUUAUCCACCUCUAAAGCUGGUAAGAGUUUUGCUGUACAAGACUGACCACAUGGGGAUCAUGUGAUAAGAAAGUACAGCAUUACAUGAGUGAAUAUCGCACAGUUCUGUGCCAUAUUUUACUUAAACCUCACACUUCUACAUACUUUAUUCCUGCAAAGAAAUAUUUGUACAGUGAAAACUUAAGUGUAAUCAAUUACAUUGCAGCUAUUUGCUGUUUAUGAUUGCCAAACAUAUGUGUACAUGUAUGAUUAGCAGUAGUCCAUUUAUACACAGUAUUUUUGUGGGCCAGGAAGCCCAUAUGUACUUAAGGUGGCCCGAAAGUAAUUCUGAAAUCAGCAAUUAUAAUAGUCUGUGUACUCAAGACAUGGUCAAGACAGUAUCUGUCAAAGUGACAGAUAUUAAUAUGAUUAUUCAUACCAAGUAUGAGCAUCAGAAAUUCUAUCAGCAUAGAAAUAAUAGUAUGAAAUUGCAAGUAGUUUUACUUUGUAUGAUUGUGUAUAAAAGUGUCUUGUACAGUACAUAUGAAUAUUUAUUUUUACAUCAACUUCCUGGGUUGCAUGACUUGUGUAUAUGUCAAAUGUAAGUAUAAGUUAUAUAGCUUAUUGAUCUAUGAACUAACAGAAUGUACAAGUAUUUGUAAAAAAAAAGCAAACUUUGUUUUCAGUUUACCUUUGAACUUUUCUGUACUAAGUGGUGGUGUCAUUUAAGGUAACAAAAUCUCUUAAAGAUGAAAACUGUAUAUGGUUCGGGGUCUUUAAGGACUCUCUGUUAGUUACAUCAAGCAGUUGUUAGAAGGAAAAUAAAACAGU
Branchiostoma belcheri (Belcher's lancelet) is the source of this 2567-nucleotide messenger RNA. RefSeq names its product high mobility group protein 20A-like. Gene Ontology annotation, biological process: regulation of gene expression. The record is from RefSeq and is a predicted model, not a curated record. Lineage: Eukaryota; Metazoa; Chordata; Leptocardii; Amphioxiformes; Branchiostomatidae. Gene Ontology annotation, cellular component: nucleus. The transcript is spliced from 10 exons. The coding region runs from base 17 to 1249 and encodes 410 amino acids.